AUGCGGUUACUUGUACUUGUACUUGUACUGGUCCAUCUGACCACAGCGAACAAGACCCUGACCUACUUAGAGAAAUACGGCUAUCUCAACAGCAACGGAACAUCGCUGACUAACAAUAUUAAGGACGCCAUUACGAGGUUUCAGGAGACGUUCGGACUACAGGUGACCGGAUAUGAAAACGAGGAGACGCUGAAGCUGAUGGACACACCCAGAUGCGGUAACUCGGACGAAGGCAUAGCCCCGUUUUCCGUGAACCCAUUAGUUAAAUGGAACUCAACUCGGGUCACGUGGAACAUGAUUGGCUCUGGCAUCCAGUAUGCCAACAUCGUUGAGAGACCGUUUUCCUUGUACUCCAAGCACUCUGCUCUCGAAUUCCGUAGAAGUUACAGUAAUCCCACUAUAAUGGUAGUGAUUUCCCCUAAGAAACACGUGGCGUACUACCUUAAAAGCACUUGCAGUUACGAUUUUGACGGUCCAGGCGGCGUUCUCGGCCACGCCUUUCUCCCUCGACCGUGGCUGAACCAAUCGGAUAUACACCUUGAUUUCGAAGAGGACUGGGACUUUACAAUGAAUAUACCCGCACCGGAGAAGACUUCGUUCUUUACAGUGAUGGUCCACGAAAUAGGCCAUGCUCUCGGUCUUCAGCAUUCGUCUGUGUUACGAUCCGUAAUGUUUCCGUCCUAUUACCCGCCAUCGGGUAUCAACAACUUGUACGAAUUUGAUUUGGACAGAGACGAUCAGCUUGCAAUUUAG
Messenger RNA from Homalodisca vitripennis (glassy-winged sharpshooter), 753 nucleotides. Its product is annotated as matrilysin-like. Gene Ontology annotation, cellular component: extracellular matrix. Gene Ontology annotation, molecular function: metalloendopeptidase activity; zinc ion binding. The transcript has a single exon. Gene Ontology annotation, biological process: proteolysis; extracellular matrix organization; collagen catabolic process. NCBI's taxonomy places the organism in Eukaryota, Metazoa, Arthropoda, Insecta, Hemiptera, Cicadellidae. The record is from RefSeq and is a predicted model, not a curated record. Bases 1 to 753 code for a protein of 250 amino acids.